CCGUGGUGACCCCCUUCCCGCCCCCUCCCCGGCCGCCGUCGCUGCCGCCGCCUCGGCCGACCAGGGACCUGCCUGCCCGCGGCUGCUCCGGAAUCAGAGGAAGAAGGCAGCCAUGUAAGAAAGAAAGCUCAAGAGGAGUCCUGUAAGGGUUAAACAAGAAGCUAAAACAAGACCUAAAGGAUCAAGACAUAAUGGGAGCAUUUUUAGACAAGCCAAAGAUGGAAAAACAUAAUGCCCAGGGGCAGGGUAAUGGGUUGCGAUAUGGGCUAAGCAGCAUGCAAGGCUGGCGAGUUGAAAUGGAGGAUGCACAUACAGCUGUCAUUGGUUUGCCAAGUGGACUUGAAACGUGGUCAUUCUUUGCUGUAUAUGACGGGCAUGCUGGUUCUCAGGUUGCCAAAUACUGCUGUGAGCAUUUGUUAGAUCACAUCACCAAUAACCAGGAUUUUAAAGGGUCUGCAGGAGCACCUUCAGUGGAAAAUGUAAAGAAUGGAAUCAGAACAGGUUUUCUGGAGAUUGAUGAACACAUGAGAGUUAUGUCAGAGAAGAAACAUGGUGCAGAUAGAAGUGGGUCAACAGCUGUGGGUGUCUUAAUUUCUCCUCAACAUACUUAUUUCAUUAACUGUGGAGACUCGAGAGGGUUACUUUGUAGGAACAGGAAAGUUCACUUCUUUACACAAGAUCACAAACCAAGUAAUCCGCUGGAAAAAGAACGAAUUCAGAAUGCAGGUGGUUCUGUAAUGAUUCAGCGUGUGAAUGGCUCUCUGGCUGUAUCGAGGGCCCUUGGGGACUUUGAUUACAAAUGUGUCCACGGAAAAGGUCCUACAGAGCAGCUUGUGUCACCAGAGCCUGAAGUCCAUGAUAUUGAAAGAUCUGAAGAAGAUGAUCAGUUCAUUAUCCUUGCAUGUGAUGGUAUUUGGGAUGUUAUGGGAAAUGAAGAGCUCUGUGAUUUUGUAAGAUCCAGACUUGAAGUCACUGAUGACCUUGAGAAAGUUUGCAAUGAAGUAGUCGACACCUGUUUGUAUAAGGGAAGUCGAGACAACAUGAGUGUGAUAUUGAUCUGUUUUCCAAAUGCGCCCAAAGUAUCACCAGAAGCAGUGAAGAAGGAGGCAGAGUUGGACAAGUACCUGGAAAGCAGAGUAGAAGAAAUCAUAAAGAAGCAGGGGGAAGGCGUCCCUGACUUAGUCCAUGUGAUGCGCACAUUAGCAAGUGAGAACAUCCCCAGCCUCCCACCAGGGGGUGAAUUGGCAAGCAAGCGGAAUGUAAUUGAAGCCGUUUACAAUAGACUGAAUCCUUACAAAAAUGAUGACACUGACUCUACAGCAACUGAUGAUAUGUGGUAGAACUGUUCAUCUAGCCAUGGAAUUUACCUUCACCUCCAAAGGAGAGUACAGCUCAUCUUCACUGAACCUUUUAAACAUCUGUCAUCAACUUUAAAGAAGGGCAUAUGACAUGGGUGAGAGUGGUUACACCAGAGAACUUCAGCAGUACAACAGCUAGCCCAGAACUGAAUUUUUUUUUGUAAAUUUGAGACUUAUGUAAACGUGAUUUCAAACCAUAAUUCAUGUUGUAAAUCAGACUCCAGCAAUUUUUGUUGUAUGAUUUUGUUUUUUGUAAAGUGUAAUUGUCCUUUGUACAAAAUGCUCAUAUUUAAUUAUGAACCGCUUUAAAUCACUAUCAAAGUUGCAAGAAAUGUUUGGCUUGUUGUGUGACGCAACAGAUAUAUAGAUCUUUCAAGUCAUGUAUUUGGACUCGGGGUUGGGACAGGGAGAGCAGCAGCCAUGUCAGCUAGACAUUCAAAUGUGCACUUGAUUAUGGAGAAAAAUUCCAAAAUCUCAUAAAGCCAAACAUCCAGAGAGUUAAUUGGAAACUAUCAUAAUGUUCUUGGCAGAGGAUUGGCAUUGUUGAUAAAGCUGGUCCUUUCAUUUAACUGUCUUUCAGGUUGUUCUCUACUUGUUGCCGUGAGUAUUGCAGGUUAUGCAGUAUAUUCAUGAAAAUAUCAGUCUUGGGGCUUAAAAUGCCUUGAUUCUUUGCACCUCUUUUACAAGUCCUUACAUUUAAUUAUUAAUUGAUAAGCAGCAGCUUCCUACAUAUAAUGGGAGACUGCCACAUUUUGCUAUCAUGAUUGGCUGGGCCUGCUGCUGUUCCUAGUAAGAUAUUCUGAAUUCCAUUUUAUCAAUAAAGCUUGAUUUAACAAACAAGAAAUUAAAUCAUGUAUGUGUAAUUCCUCCUUUACCCUGCCCUUUUAAAACAUCAUGCCAUUGUAAAUGAGAAGUUUCUCAUUGGGAAAGAUCUUAGUCUCUUCUAAUUGGAAAAUCCCGUUACUCAAGGCAUAGCUGGAACUGUUUCCCUUCCAUUAGCAAGACUAAAAGAUUUAAGUCUCUGUUGUUCCUUAAUCUGUUUUUUAAAUGGGUUUCUUUCUGGCUGCUUAUAUUUCAUUAAGAUUGUAUCAGUUCAAAUUUGCCUACUGUUUUAAUUAAAAUAAUUGUCAGAGCUUGACAAUCUUAACACCCUUAUGAUAGGUGUGUGUAUGUUUGUGAGUGUGUGUUUGCCUGUGAUUUUUAAUUGGCCCAUGUCUUUAGAAUCCAAGUUAAGAUGUAUUUGUGAUUUGAAAUAUAGCAUGUUGAUAAUAUUUAGCUGUUGGCCUUUAAAAAUAACUUUCAAAAUUUAAGGAACUGUAGAUAUAAUAAUAACCUAAUUUAAUUUAGGCUUAAAUUACUCUAAGCAUGUGAAAUUAAUUUUAAAAUCUGUCACGUUGAAAAGACUACUGUUCUGUGCCCUUCUGUAUUUUUGUCUCUAGGUUGAAUAUUGUAUUUAUCACCAUGUUAAUUAAUCAUUCAGUAGGCAGAUUCCCCACUAGAAAACUAUUAAAAUACAACAUUGGAAUACAAAAUCAAAAUUUUUUGUAUAAAAGAUAAUAUAAUCAGUUUUGUUAUAUCGUUUUUUCCAUAACUUGGUAAUAUACAUAUUUGUAUAUAUAGUCUUAAAACUAAUGUAAAGUUAGGGGAGUAGUGGAAAAGUAAUGUGAAAUGUCUCAGAUUUAAGUAGUUACAUACCAGCAAAAUCUUUUCAUUAUCCCUCUUAUUUGUGAGGUGAGUAAAUGUAACUUAAUUGUAUUUAAUUUAUCUUAAUCCAGCAUGAGUGGAGAAAAACAAGUACUAUUUAUAUUUAGAAAUUCGUAACAGUUGGAAUUAGAAAACCAAUUCCAUACUUAACUUACAAAUAAAUGCUUAAUGUGUAAAUCUGUGGUAGAGUGCGCAGUAUGAUAAUGUUUUAAGUUAUGGCUUUGCAAACAUCUAAAUGUACAUUUAACGAAUAGUAGUCCUUCUAGUAUAGAUUGAUUACCAGACAUACUGGUACUUAAAACUGAGUCCCUAUUAUAAGAAGCCAGGUUCUGAACUUUUUAAGUAGACUCAAGUUUUUUGUUCUAGAAAUUUCAAAACCUUGAAUUAAAUUUUUGAAAUGCAAAAUCUUAAAUUACAAGUAAAAUAUAUGGUAGAAAGCUAUAUUUUAAACUAAUAACAGCAUAUAUACUCUUUUAAUUUGAGAGUCUUUAAAUAGAAAAGAGGUUAAAAUAUUCCUCUGUUAAAAUUAUUAGUACUGAAAUAUUAGGUUUGGAAGUGAGAAAAGUCUUUAAUAAGUGUGAUCUAAGAAGACUAAGUCUUUUCCACAUGAGUCAGCAUUGCCACAUUAGAUACAGUUUUUCAUUAUAAAAAUAUAGGAAGUAUACAUCGUAACAACAGACUGUGUGUUCUUCAUUUCUGGGGGUAAUGGUGGUGGUAGGGAACCAACCAUACUUUUUUUACAAGGCACUUUUGCACCUCUUUUGUGCACUUCAUUUUUGUACCACUUAAAUUCUUGGCAUCCCACCCCCUUUUGUGUGCUAACUAGCAUCUCAGGGCAAUGCCUCAAAUUUUUUUGAUGUGUUGUAUGUUAUUUUCUUUGGAGGGAAAAAGUUCAUGUGGGAUGAUAGCAUACUAUUCAAAAUGUACUUUCAUUUAAAUGUUUUAAUAGGAUGAACCCACUUUGCUGCUUUUAAUAGGAGAUUCCUUUUGUAUAGCAGGCUCUUGUUACCCUAACAUUAAACAAUUUCACUGAUCUCUUAUUGUUUUAGCAAGGUAAACUCAUAAUUUCUACUUUCUUAGGGAAUAUACUUUUACAGAUAACACAAGCAUUUCUCAGUAUUAGCAUUAACUUUUAAAAAUCCAAGAGGUAUUUUUCUUAACUCAGCUUUAGAACUAUUUCAGAUGUAUUUUUAAUUAUAAAGCAUUAACUUGCUUCUAGACUACUAUGCAAUUAGUGUACUGCUUCAGCCACUUAAUUUUUUUACUAACUUAAUAACAUUAAGAAAUUUGGAUCAAAAAAUAAAUCAAUUAUGUAAUUCAAAUAAUCUGAGUUAUAGUAGUACUUUUAGUGACCAUUGGUUUGGCAAUAUAUUAAUCCAGCUAAUAACUCAGAUUUUCCACAAGAUGUAUUAAGUAGUUAUUUGCAAAACACUGUUCUAGGCAAAGCACGUUGGACUAUAAAGAAAUGAAUAAAUAGGUCCUUGCCCUCAAGGAGUUUAUAUUUUGAGUAGAAUUUAUAUUCUAAUGUAUGUUACUAAUAUAACUGGAUCACUCGUCCAAAAACAUAGGUAUUGUCCACCUAAUAGUUAUAUUAUCUGCCAGAUAAUUUCCUGAAUUAGGCAGAUCUCUGCCUUAAAGACUGGUCUGUAUUUUCUUCAUUCACUUGAAAAUCUGUUUAUUUUCUUCACAAAGUUGAAAAUCCCAUAAAUUUUGCUCAGCAUAGGAAUAAAGUUGGACUGAUGAAGCUCAAGUCUAUUCAGCAUGCUUAAUUGUGUUUAACAAAUGGCUUUUACUCUCCUGCUGAGAGAAGCAAGUCAGAGAAAGAGGUAAUAGAUUUCUUAGAAUUCUGCAGCCCUUAAAAUUUUGGUGUAUUCCGAGUUUAAGGCAUUUAAAAAUAUACAUAAAUAUAUAUAUGGCUAAAUUUAUCUUAUUUAUAAGUACAACUGUGUGUUCUGUUCUGUUCUUGAAAACAUACUGCCAGUGCUAAUAUCCAAUUUUAGCUAAAUGAUUACUAUGUGUUUUAAUAUUUCAAAAUAAUUUCACUGCCUAUCUUGACUGGACAAAUUCAUAUGGAAAUUCAGUUUGUGAUUUCUGAAAGAAAUGAUUAAAUUGGUUAAGGGUGUUUUUUCUGUUUUAAUUUUGAACUUCAUGAUGUGUAUACUUUCAAUUUAUAAAGUUUGAAUGAGAGGUCUAAACCUUUUUAUGUUUUGAUUGCUAUUUGUACAGUUUUAUGUUAGAAUUUGGUAUUAGAAAAUAUUAUGUAAAUAUUUGUAUAUAAAUAUCACUCAUUUGAGGUUUUUCUUUGAAGGGACUGUAAAGAGUUUCAUAUACUUCUUGCUUGCAAAUCCUGCUGGUGAGGUGACUAUUUUUUAAUUGAGUCAUCUAGUCUUCUAAUUAGUUUUUUUUUAAGCACUUAGGAAGACUUCUUUAUAGUUUAAAAUUUUACAAGCCUAAUUUUAUUUUAUUUCUUUUAGUAAUGUGCCAUGAGUUUUGGACUGUAUUUCUUUUAAAUUAAAUAUUAGUUCAGAAUAUGCUUGAAAUAUUUAAGAAUACAUUUUCUGAGUGUUACGAGUAUAACACUAUAUUGUUUUGUUGGAAUAAUGUGUCAGUCAAGUGUUAGUUAUUACUGAUAGGAUGCUAUAUGCAGAAAUAAUGAAAGGCAUUAGGCUCCACUCCAUUGUCAAAUAAACAUUUCCACUUUUGUUCCCCUCAACACAGGUUUUACCUGCUGUAUAUAUUAAACUUGUGGCUUCUGAGCUCAUCUUUUUCUAAGUAUAUUACCAACAGGUAGCAAUGUGCCGAUUAGAAAAACUAAAAUAUAUUGAAAGUAUAGUUGAAAACUUAUACUUUUAUUAGUUGGGGGGGUUGUUUAAAUUGAUAUAAUAACAAAGUGACUUUCCGGCCCCACUUAUCCUGCAUGAGAUGUUGCUUCAUUUCCUGUAAUAGCCUCUUGGUGUUUUCUCCCUUUCUUCAGACGGAAACAGGCCAAUUCUGUUGUUUUUUUUUUUUUAAGCAAGAAAACAAUGUAUUACCUUACUAAAGCCAAUUAAUACAUUGUAAAACUGGGCUAAAAAUAAAAUUAGGGAGAUGAAGGAGUGAAUUAUACCAGUGAGGAUGACAGAGGAAGAUUAUUCUUUUUUUUUAACGUUUUUUUUAUUGAUUAUGCCAUUACAUUUGUUCUAUUUCCCCCCCUCCGUUCCCCUCCGCCCUGCACACCCCUCCCCUACUAUCCCCCCCCCUUUAGUUCAUGAACACGUGUCUCAAGUUCUUUAGAUUCUGUAUUUCCCCUACUAUUCUUACCCUCCCCCCUGUCUAUUUUCUAUCUACUGUCUAUGCUACUUAUUUUCUGUACCUUCUCCCCCCUUCUCCUCCUCCCACUCCCCUGUUGCAUAGGAAGGUCUUCUUGGACCCAGCUGUGUAUUAAGAACUGUUGCGUCACAUUAACCAGCAAGAAACAACCUUUACUUCUUCAGAUGCUUUGAUUUUUCCACCAAGGGAAAUAAUGAUAAAUUCUUGCUGCUUCAACAUAGAAACAACAAAGAAAAGUGAAUGCAGUGUUUCUUCACCACAAAACCCAACCCUUCAGUUCUUUUCAUUGUUCCAAACCCAGUUUUCCACUAGUAGCUUUGUUGUUGAACGAAAUGUUUAAAAAGUUCAAUAGUUUCUCCUUUCUUUAUACAUAGUCCUCCUGACCCAGUAAAGGACAUAUAAUAAUGUUUGUAUUUGUACAGUACUAUCCGAAGUUACAGUUUUUUAGGAGGUUAGGUAAUGAUUAUAUUUAAGUAUAGGCAUAAAUUCACUAUAGCCAUGUGUUACCCUUUUAGGGUUACUUUGAGACGGAUGAAUCCUAGGAACUUCCUUACCCAGGAAAAUAGACAUAACUCCCCAAAGUUUACAAUAUUGCAGUGGUUCAGGGGCUUCUGCUUAAGAUCUCAUACUAUAGCACAAUAGGGCAUUGGCUUUCUUCCUGCAAAGCCAUAAGAAAUAUUUCAAGGGCAUAAAAAUAAUUUGACUCAAAGAAUUGUUUAACUUUUUUAAAGGCAGAGGCAUCAAAAUAAUUUGACUCGAAUCGUUUAACUUUUUUAAAGGUGUGAGCCUAGGCAGGAAUCUGACAUUAAAUAUUCUUUAAAAUUUCUUGUUUUAAUCCUCACCCAAGGAUAUGUUUAUUGAUUUUAGAGAGAGAAAAAUAUCAAUUGGUUGCCCCAACCAGGGAUUAAACCCACAAACUAGGUAUGUGCUUUGACCAGGGAGCGAACCCACAACCUUUCACUGUACAGUAUGAUGCUCCAGCCAACUAAGCCACCAUGCCAGCGCUAAAAUAUCUUUUUAAAGGUUGUGUUUUGGAGGAAUGGGAGAGUGAUUAAAGAUGAAAAAAUAGUAUUAGGAUAAUUUUGGAAGAUAACAUUCUCUGAUUUUGCCACUUUUAAAAGUCAACAGAAAAGAGGUGAAACACAGAUUGAGUGUUUCUAGAAUGUUUCUGACCUGCAUGGUGCAGAUGCAAUCUGGACAUGGCAGCACCUACAUUCAGCACGUUUUGAUUGUCAGGUCUCACUCAGGUUUUAAGAUUUUGAGCUUCUGGUGUUAGAGUUCAUUAAAUGUUUGAUUCGCUUCAGGUUCCAAGGAAUUAGAUAUUUGAGUAUUGAUAGAGAAUAUUAAAAAUAAGAUGUAAUAACAUGGCAGCCACCAAUGUACAGGAGUAAUGAGAUUUCUACUGAAAUAUAACUACCAUGAAAAAAUUCAUUAGCUUGUUGCAGUUGUUACCACGAUUAGAUGUUCAGUUACAGCUUAUUUAAUUACCAUUUAUGGAAAUUUUGAAGCAGAAACCAUUCAUUGUCUUAGUUGAUUAGUCCUUAACUAAGUCACCAUUGUACGUACUCGUAGGAAAAUAUCUUGUUUGUAGUUAUAUUCUCUGUUCUGGUUGGUUUCACUAUUGAAAUUAUUUUUUUCUCUUAAUUUGUAUCAAUAUUAUGAGUGGAGAGACCAUGUACAUAUUAAAAGCAUGUUGCAUUAUA
Artibeus jamaicensis (Jamaican fruit-eating bat) is the source of this 8074-nucleotide messenger RNA. RefSeq names its product protein phosphatase, Mg2+/Mn2+ dependent 1A (gene PPM1A). The transcript is spliced from 7 exons. Gene Ontology annotation, cellular component: nucleus; cytosol. NCBI's taxonomy places the organism in Eukaryota, Metazoa, Chordata, Mammalia, Chiroptera, Phyllostomidae. Gene Ontology annotation, molecular function: manganese ion binding; protein serine/threonine phosphatase activity; magnesium ion binding. Bases 192 to 1340 code for a protein of 382 amino acids. Gene Ontology annotation, biological process: protein dephosphorylation; negative regulation of canonical NF-kappaB signal transduction; positive regulation of canonical Wnt signaling pathway. The record is from RefSeq and is a predicted model, not a curated record.